UGUGUAGGCUUUUAACAUAUUUCGUCAGUUCCGGUCUGCCUUUCCCGCUCUCGGGGUUGUAAGAUUACGCCAGUGUACGCCCGCACGUAGCCGUCACGCGUGAAAGGAACACAUUCGAUUGCCUCCUCACACCGGCUUCCUAUUUUGUUUGCUUCAGGGCUGUAAGACAUGUCAGACGAAUACAUUGUAAGGGUUCGAGGCUUACCUUGGUCAUGUACAAAGGAGGAAGUACUUGAGUUUUUUUCAGAGUGUAAUAUCAUUGAUGGUGUAAGUGGGAUUCAUUUUACUACCUCCAAAGAAGGACGUCCCAGUGGUGAGGCUUUUAUUAUAUUGGACACUGAGGAAGAACUUAAGAAGGCUUUGGAGAAAGACCGAAAAUAUAUGGGACACAGAUACAUAGAAGUAUUCAAGUCAAACAACACAGAAAUGGAAUGGGUUUUAAAACACAACAGUACUGGUGAUGUUGACACAGCCUCUGAUGGAACAGUUCGGCUUCGUGGUCUUCCUUUUGGCUGCAGUAAAGAAGAAAUUGUACAGUUUUUCUCAGGGUUGAGAAUCGUGCCAAAUGGGAUAACAUUGACGGUGGACUACCAGGGGAGAAGCACAGGGGAGGCCUUCGUGCAGUUUGCUUCAAAGGAGAUAGCAGAAAAUGCUCUGGGGAAACACAAGGAAAGAAUAGGGCACAGAUACAUUGAGAUAUUUAAAAGUAGCCGAAGCGAAAUAAGGUCGAAUUAUGAUCCCCCUCGAAGAAUGAUGGGACAGCGCCCAGGGCCAUAUGACAGACCUAUGGGAGGCCGUGGAGCUUACUAUGGAGCGGGACGUGGAAAUAUUUAUGAUCGCAUGCGUGGUGGUGCCGGUUAUGGUGGUGGAUACAGUGGUUUUGAGGAAUAUGGUGGUUUUAACAACUAUGGAUUUGGAACAGAUGGAUUUGAUGAUCGGUUACGGGAAGGCAGAGGUAUGGCUCAAGCAUAUGGUGGAGGUGGUGAUGGAAGCGCAGGGUUUCAUAGUGGACACUUUGUACACAUGAGAGGAUUGCCUUUUCGUGCUACAGAAAGUGAUAUAGCCAAUUUCUUUUCACCACUGACUCCUAUCAGAGUUCACAUUGAUGCUGGAGCAGAUGGCAGAGCAACCGGAGAAGCUGAUGUGGAAUUUGCAACACACGAAGAUGCAGUAGCAGCCAUGUCUAAAGAUAAAAAUAAUAUGCAACACCGGUACAUUGAGUUAUUCUUGAAUUCAACUGCUGGCGGUGGUGCUGGAAUGGGAUGUUAUAGCAGAGAUGGUUUAGAUAGCACUGGUUAUGGAGCAGUGAGCAGAAUGGGCAUGACUGGAAACUACAGUGGGUGUUACGGAAACCCUGAUGGAUUAGGAGGAUAUGGAAGGGGCAAUACUGGAAACAGCGGGGGCUACUAUGGGCAACAGGAUAACAUGGGAGCUGGAUGGCGCGGAAUGUACUAGCAGGGAUGGCCUUGUCUAAAGGAAAUCCCGGAAGAAGGAGAUUUUUAGUUUUUCUUUGUGUUUAGUUCUUUGUACGGACUGAAGGAACACGUUCUUAAAAUUUUAGUGAGCAAAAGUUCAGUUGAUGUUGCCGGUAGGAAUUUGUUUGACUGAAUGUUGACUUUGAAUAAAUUUUUUUUUUUUAUGAUCAAAAAUGUCACUGCUUAUGAAUAGGCCGACCUUUAAUGGAUUUCAUUUUGCAGGGUGUUUUCAAACACCACUUAGUGACAUUUAUCCAAGGCUGAAGAGGCAGUUCUUAGAUCUAUCCAGAAACAAUAGACUAGAAAAUAGUUUAUCCCUGUUCUUUUGGUGGAGAUUUCUUUCUUUUACCCUUUUAUAAAUAGGCCCCUGAAUUUUCAUUCAAGAAAUUCUCUGCCUUUCUAAAGACCAGGAUGGUGGAUACAAUAUUUAUUUAUACUUGUGCUUGUUUGAUUUCCUACAUUUCCCUUUUAGCCAGUUUUUAAUACACAGCUUUUUAACCCUUUUAGUGCCAGAUGCAGUGGAAUCCACGUUGCCGGCAUAAAAGGACCAUAAUGCCAACUUUGGAAAUUCCACUUGGAUCUAUACCGAGUCACGUGUUUGCUGGCAGAACAAUGGGCAGCAAGAUCAAAGGCACGGGGGUGACACUCAAAGGGUUAAAAAGAGCAUAUUUGGCAAUAAUAUGCUUUAAUGCUGUUACCAAAAGUGUCCAUUUUAAUCCUACAGUUUGUAAAUGAAUACGCCAAAUUAACAGUUUGUAAAUCAAUAAAAACCAAAUCUCCUUUU
Molecule: messenger RNA, 2259 nt
Organism: Xenopus laevis (African clawed frog)
Lineage: Eukaryota; Metazoa; Chordata; Amphibia; Anura; Pipidae
Gene: hnrnph3.S
Product: heterogeneous nuclear ribonucleoprotein H3 S homeolog
Exons: 12
Coding region: 169-1455 (428 amino acids)
Cellular component (GO): nucleus
Molecular function (GO): RNA binding; nucleic acid binding
Source: RefSeq, a predicted model, not a curated record